This is a messenger RNA of Rhizophagus irregularis DAOM 181602=DAOM 197198, 459 nucleotides long. The record is from RefSeq and is a predicted model, not a curated record. Lineage: Eukaryota; Fungi; Glomeromycota; Glomeromycetes; Glomerales; Glomeraceae.
AUGUCUGCUGUUAAAAGAGAAGAAUAUUUUAAGGAGACUGAACCGUCAGAAUGGUCACUUGUCAGCUUUUUGAGUUGGAGAUCCAAGCAACAUGAAGUAUUACAAAUGUCACUCGAAUAUAGCACCUGGAAGAGCUUUAUUGAAAAUAUUGUUAAUAACUCUCAACUACAGUAUAUAGUGAUUUUGCAUCGCGAAAGGCUCAAGAAUUGGUACUUUCGUUUAAGGAUGCCUCAGUCUAUUGCUGAACACAUUUGGGUGGUCCCUGAGCCAAACCAAGUGAUGGUCCCUGAGCCUUGUUCACUCAAAUACAUUAUCGACAAAUCCGAAGCAGCAACAACUCACUCUGCUCUUAUGGGAGAAAGACGGAGUCAGAUUCUGGAAAGUGAAUUGAAACACAAGAGAAAGGAUUUCUUUCAAAGUCCUGCUGAAGUAUCAACAAAUGUACUUAUUAAACAGUAG